UCUCGCGAUAAAUUUAUCGUAAGAACCAGGCGAGGAAGCUCGGAUGGUAGUGCGUCAUGUCGGGGCACAUCAUCCGGGUAGUUUCCUAUUCAAGAUGGUGCGGCCUAUAGUUAAUAUUUCUUCAGUAAGCCACCUCUCGUGUUUCGGCCGCCUUUACACUUCACUGUAAAAGUCAUGACUAGCUACCGACAUUGUCCAUCUGUACAGAUAGUUUCGAAAUCUGCUGUCAUAUGUGUAUUAAUGUGAUAAGACAUGAUAUAGCAUAUUGACAUGAACAUAAUUCGCUUAUCUUAUAACUAACUGCUGUCAGCUAGUCAUUGCUAUCUGUUUUAAAAUUAAUCGUUUUAUAUGUUGGACACCAAGUUGUAUUAUUUGUCAACCGGACCAUUACUGUUUCAGCACCGGAAUAAAUACGGAGAAUCUGUCCUCCUUUUCUAGAUUCAACAAUGGAAGGUUUAAAGCUGUGUGAGCAAGAACAGAGAUAUUACGGUGAACUUUUCCAGAACUGCGAUGUCGAAGGGUCUGGAAGAGUAACCGGCUCCAAAGCAUUGGAUUUGUUUAGGUUGUCAGGACUUAACCAAGAAGUUCUCCAACAGAUUUCUGAGCUUUGUGGAGCUAAAAGAUUAGGUCACUUUGGUCGAAGUCAGUUUUAUAUUGCUUUGAAACUGAUUGCUGCUGUUCAGUGUGGUCUUCCAGCCAAAUUAGAUAGCCUCAACCUGGCAAUGGAGGUUUCUUUACCAAAAUUUCAUCGGGCAAAUGGACAUGAAAAAUGGAAAAACCAGGCCAGCCCAACUAUUUCUAGUAAUGUGAUAUCUGGGGAGUCUGAUGCCACUCCUAUUCAAGAUGGUGUAUGUCCUGUAAACACCAGCAGUGGCAACCAAGUAACUUCCUCUCGCACAACCUCACAGCCAGCUCUUUCUCAGCCUACAGGACAGUUACCUCCACCUCCAGCAACUAAGAAGUCCCAUAUACGCAAUCUCUCUGGCCAAUACCGCAGUUUAACUGAUAAUCCUUCACAGUAUUCACAGUUGGAUCAGAAAAUUUUUUUUCUGAAAAAUAGAAAAAAUGCUCCCCGACGACCAACGAGUUUGGGUUACCCCUUGAAGAGCCGAGAUGAGUCUCCUCUUGAUAGUAAAUCACCUCCAUUUUCCCCAAAACAGUCUCCACCUACAUCUCCUACCAACAGAGUGAAAUUAGGCAACAUCGGCAAGCAACAAACGGCUCCGGCGUCUGUUAAUACCAGCAUGACUACAUCAGGGACCAAUGUAGCAGCAAAUGCAGGGUCUGUUGGACAGGUGACACCAGUAGCUACAGUCUAUCCAGCAAUGCCUUCCCAGUUUGUAAGCCCUGCAACUACAACACCUGUAACAAACACAACUGGCAAUGUAGUUCCAGGGACAGUAGGUAGCGGAAGUGGUUUGCCUGGCCUUGUCACUGCUGCUGUUGCUCCAUCACCAUCCGCGUAUACUAACUCGGUGCAUGAUGUCUCAGGUUGGGCGUCUUUUGAAGACGAAGAAAGUAAAGGUCUAUUAGACACUGGAGCCACUGGAGCCAAAAUGUCUUGGGAAAAUAUAGAAAGUCAAGGUGUUGAUUCAUCAUCUAUUAGUUCUGAAAAUGAAAGUAUUGAUGAUGUGUGGACUAUAUCAAAAGAACAGAGAGAAUACUAUCUGAAGCAAUUCAAAACAAUGCAACCCGAAGAAAAUGGUGUAAUAAUAGGAAGUAUCGCUAAAGAAUUUUUUGAAAAAUCCAAGUUGCCUGUUCAUGAACUGUCAAAAAUUUGGCAACUUUCUGAUUUAAACCGAGAUGGUGCACUCUCAUUAGAUGAAUUCUGCAUUGCUAUGCACCUAGUAGUGUUACGCCGCAAUGAAAUCGAGUUACCUGAUCACUUACCUGUUUCACUGAUGCCCUAUUCUACACUGACCAACGGUAAAAAUGAGCCAUUUGCUGCUGAUCUACCCCCUGGAAGCACUUUGAAAAGAUUAACACCUACAACACCACCUAGCAAUCAGUGGACACGAACAACUUUUCCUGUUGAAUCCCCUACUUCCAGUGGUUUAUCAUCUCCAGCUCCUAAGCCAGUCAAUUUUGAAUUCUCUAAGCCAGUAGCUACUGACCCUGAUUCCAAGAUAAUCCAUCCGGUUGCACUUCGAAUGUCUCCUGAUGGCCACCCCAUUCCCCCAGAAAUUACUGAUAGAAACAACUGGACAGCUGCAGGCACAGCAACAGGUGUUUAUCAUUUAAAUCCUUAUCUAAAGCGGUAUUGGGCUACUUUUGGGAUGUACAGAGCCUCAAAGUCAUUCCAAGGAAUCCAACAAUUAACAGAUCUGGCUACUGGUUGUUGUAACAGUGCACCAGUUGUCUGUGGUGACCAGCACGAUGCAUCUUCGCUGACAACCAGUCCAUCGUCCAAACAACCAUCACGAAUGUCGUACAGCGUUGAACCCACAUCGCUUAAUGACUUGUCUGCUGCUAUCCCAACUGACCACUCCUCACCCAUGUCUCCCAAAUCAGUCCUCCCAUCAGUCAGCACUUCCUUGCACGGCCGCCCCAGACCAGUGGCAACCAAGAAAACUGCCCCAGUUGCUGGACCUGGGCACCUCCAACCUCCUCCAGCCCCUUGUACUGGAGGUGGGGACCAGAUGACCAACACUGGUAGCUCUGACAAAGGGCCGGCAGGGACCACGGCCUCCAUCAGCGUGACAGCCACAACUACAACCACAGUCCAGCAGACUGUGACCCCUGAAAGUCCAGCCACUACAGGGGGGCAGUUUGGACCUCCAAGACUUCCCCCUCGGCCAAUCCAGUCACAUGGACGGAGCAUUUCUGUCGACUUAAAAAUGAAAGGUGAUGUGGGCACUUCAGUAUUGUUACCACCUCCUGCAGUGCCACCUCGGACAUCUCCUAAAGAUGUCUCUAGGCAAAGCAGGGAUAUCUUACUUGGAUUUGGAGGUAUGCAGUCAGAAAAGAUUUUCCGAUUUACUGAUUUCUCUUCUCAAGAUCUCGAUUCUGUUGACCAUUCUGAGGACUCUACCUCAGUUACACCAGCCAUUAAAUUACAGGCUCCCAUGGUGGAGAAGCACCGUCGGUGUGCUUCUCUUGAUAUACGUCAAAUUGGGGGUUUGCCUCCUAUUACAACUCAAACAGAUACAGAUAAUGUUGAUAGUUCAAUUGUCAGUAGUACUUCAGUUUCAAAGGUGCUUCCAGAACCUGAAGAAGAAGUUAUGAGUAGUGAUCGGCAAAAGUCUUCUUACUAUGGCAGGCAACCAAGUCGGGAUAAACGAGAGCUCCAAAUGGCAAUUAGUACCCAUAAAGAAAGGAAUGCCAUGCUAGAACGUGUUAAUAGCGAACUGAACCAGGAACUCCAGGAGGUGAUGGAACAGCGGAUUGCGCUGGAAAUCCAACUGGAGCACCUGAGGCCCUACCACAGCUGACUAGUAUACAGCUACUGAACCAGCAGCCCUUGGCAUUAAUAAAGCCAUUUCCAAAAGAAAAAGAAAAAAGACAGCAACCACAUCAGGGAAAUUACCGAGAAUGGGGCAGAUGGCUCGGAAGCCCAAGAUGAUAACCCCACUCAGCAAAGGAAGGACCUAAGGACUGAGAAUUCUUGUUUUAAAAUAAUCUUCUCAUUAUAUCAGUAAAUUAAUGGUUGGCAGUAAGUUACUUGAAGCAGAAUUACUAAAACAUUGUGUCUGUUAGCAGUAACAGCAGCGACUGCCUGUAGUCAGGUCUGAUCUCCUUAUUUGCUGGUGGACAUGGUUGAUAACUAUUGGAUUAUAACUACCAUGAAAACACUUGCUUCUUCUCACUAUUUUUUUUCUGUAUUGCAUUUAAACAAAUUUAACUUAAGUAGCAAAAUAUUAUCGAACACACACACACACACACACACACACACACACACACACACACACACACUUAUACAAGCAUCAAAAGAAAUGAUAUAUGGAACAGAUAUUGUAAACUUGAUUAAUUUCAAUCAGGUUUUGUUUCUGCCUCUGAAUAUCUCCUCUCUUUCUCUCUUGACUGUCAUUAGACUUGAUAGAGAUUGAAUCUUUAACUGGUGUCAUAGAGGUUGGUUCUACUGUUACAAAUGUGCUGCUAUUUAUGGCUAGUAAAGAACUGCCUAUUUGCACCGCCUAUAUCCUUCUAUAUAUAUAUAUAUAUAUAUAUAUAUAUAUAUAUAUAUAUAUAUAUAUAUAUAUAUAUAUAUAUGCACACACACACACACACACAUACAUACAUAGAAAUAUACAUACAGUUUUUUUUUGUAAUUAUUUUAAAUAAACCUCUGCUGCCUCAUUGCUUCAUCAGUCAGAAGCAUAUCCAAUAUUUGAGCAACUAAAAGAAAAAGAAAACUAAACAAAAAGGUGAAGAAGAUGAGUCAAAGGACUGUGAUUGUAUCAUGUUGCGUUACAAACCAAUGUUAUAUAGUUUUGUCUGUCUAAAUGCGGGGUGAUGGGGUGGAGGAGGAGGAAGAGGACAGUUAUUUAGUAUUGAUAGAAUAUUCCUGUGUGUUUCUGUUAUAUAUAAUGAAAAAAAAAAACUGAUUCAACCAACAAAAGAAAGAAAGGAAAGUUAAAAUAGAACUGAUCCUUGUUCUAUUUAUUACCUUUUUUGUAUAUUGAAAUCUAGGAAUGAGUUUAGGAGAUUAAAAAAAGACCCCAGAAAAACAACUGUUCUGACACUUCAAUUAAGAUGUAUUCUUUCUUUCUCCCCACCCACUCUUUGUGUCUUAAAAAACCAUGUACUUUUUCUGCUUUCCAAUGUAAAUUUUGUUUUUAUCUACUGGUGGGGUGGGGGCGGGGGACUCAGACAAAUAUGUAUGUAAUUAACUUAAGUUUAUUGGCUUUUGAAGCUUGUACAUUUAUUUAGCUUUAAUUUUGUGUAUAUGUAUUGCUAAAUGUCAAUGUCUAUAAAAUAUUGUUUGAAGAUGAUAUGCAUA
This is a messenger RNA of Octopus sinensis (East Asian common octopus), 4939 nucleotides long. RefSeq names its product ralBP1-associated Eps domain-containing protein 1. Gene Ontology annotation, molecular function: protein binding; calcium ion binding. The record is from RefSeq and is a predicted model, not a curated record. Lineage: Eukaryota; Metazoa; Mollusca; Cephalopoda; Octopoda; Octopodidae. Bases 447 to 3431 code for a protein of 994 amino acids. The transcript is spliced from 22 exons. Gene Ontology annotation, biological process: endocytosis; endosomal transport. Gene Ontology annotation, cellular component: cytoplasm; plasma membrane.